Pyricularia oryzae 70-15 is the source of this 2323-nucleotide messenger RNA. Its product is annotated as alpha-N-arabinofuranosidase C. Bases 574 to 2097 code for a protein of 507 amino acids. Lineage: Eukaryota; Fungi; Ascomycota; Sordariomycetes; Magnaporthales; Pyriculariaceae. The transcript has 4 exons. The record is from RefSeq and is a predicted model, not a curated record. Gene Ontology annotation, biological process: polysaccharide catabolic process; L-arabinose metabolic process. Gene Ontology annotation, molecular function: alpha-L-arabinofuranosidase activity.
GUUUGUCUUUUUGUCAUGUCAUGUCAUGUUGCUGCUUUUUAUGCACAUGGCGAAAAGCAACUAAAGCAAAAGUGCAAAUCUAUAUCAUAUUCUCUUGUUUAAAUUGUUUCUACUACUUGCAAGGAAUGUGAUAAUCUUUCUUCAAUUUUCACAACAAUCUAAUCAUCACAUGGUCCUUCUGCAUCAAUCCAUCACCGACGCCAAUCAUGCUCAUAGCAAGAUUCACGCAAAUCAACGACCCCAAACAGCACCAUGGAGAUCAACCCCGACAAACAGUUUUAUCCGUCUCGGCUAUCAAGCGCUCCAAUUAGCAGUAAGAAACAGCCAGCAGCACCCCGCGUCGUGCCGGGAAAUCGGGUUAAAUCAAUCCUGGCAGGGCCUUACCCCGCCAGCACCUCCAAUGCCCAUGGACCGCUUAUGGCCUGAUAUUGUUGUGAAAUGUCAAUGAAUUGCUGUCGUUGGGGUGUCAUUGAAACCUCAAUUUGAGGUAUCUGACAGCUUUGACCGUCCAUUACGCAGCCUAGAGUUGAUACUCGUAAUUCACAGUCAAGUCAAGUCCCCAAAACAUACAAAAUGGCCACAUUUACUCGACAAUCGGACGACGAUGAACCGGCAAUCUUUGUCAACCCGGCUCACAAGAUUGCCAAAAUCGAGGACAACACAUAUGGCGGUUUUACAGAGCACAUGGGACGCUGCAUCUAUGGUGGAAUCUACGACCCUGGCAACUCCCUAUCCGACCAGCAUGGCUUCCGUACCGACGUGAUAGAGGCAUUCAAGGAGCUCAACUGCCCCGUGGUUCGAUACCCCGGGGGCAACUUUGUGGCCACCUACCACUGGCAGGAAGGUAUCGGGCCAAAGGAAAAGCGCCCAAAGAAGCUCGAGCUGGCCUGGAAAGGCAUCGAAUCAAACGAGUUUGGAACAGACGAGUUUAUGAAAUGGUGCGAAAUUGUGGGGACGGAGCCUUAUAUUGCGCUCAACUUUGGCACUGGGACGCUGGACGAAGCUAUGGGAUGGCUUGAGUACUGCAACUCGAGUGCCGACAGCCAUUAUGCCAACCUUCGUAGGCAAAAUGGGCGAGACAAGCCAUAUAAUGUCAAAUAUUGGGCGCUGGGAAACGAGUGCUACGGCGACUGGCAGGUCGCACAGAUGAACAAGGAAGACUAUGCCAAAAAGGCAUGGCAGUGGGCCAAGGCGCUCAAGCUCAUCGACCCGACGAUCCAGCUCAUCCUCUGCGGCGAGAACGGGCACUCGACCUGGGACUACUACGUGACGCACGAGUGCAUCUCGCCGUCCUUCUCGGUGCUCAAGGGCAGCGCGACGCUCAUCGACAUGCACAGCAUCCACAUCUACACGGCCUCGGCGGAGCACCUCGAGAACGCCACGGCGCCCCGGUCGGCGGAGCGCGCCAUCGAGAUCACGUUGUCCCUCAUCGACCUCGCGCGCAUCGAGAACAAGGUGCCGCCGAGCAUACCCCGGCAAAAGAUCUGCUUCGACGAGUGGAACGUCUGGGAUCCGGAGCGGGCGCUGGGCCACGAGGGCGCCGAGGAAAAGUACACGCUGUCCGACGCGCUCGCCGUCGCCGUCUGGCUCAACGUCUUUGUCCGCCAGGCCGAGCACCUCGGCAUGGCCAACAUUGCCCAGUCGGUCAACGUCAUCUCGCCGCUCAUGACGACCAGCACCGGCGUCUACAAGCAGACCACCUGGUGGCCCCUCUUGCUGUUCAGCAGGCACAUGCGCGGGCACACCGUCGCCGUCCACGUGCAGAGCGGCGAGUACGACGGCCCGACCAAGCCCGUGUGGAUCAGGGGCACCAUCGAGACGCCGUGGCUCGACGUCAGCGCGUCCGUCAACGCCGACGGCGUCGUUUCGCUCGUCGUUGUCAACAUCCACGAGCACAAGAGCUUCUCCACCCGACUGCACGGAGUGAAACCGGCCGAGGGCGGGCACGUCGAGGUGUACACCGUCACCGGGCCGAAUGUGAAAAGUCGCAACACUGAAGAGAGGCAGGAGGUGGGCAUCACUGAGAGCAAGUGGGACGGAAAGGGUCCAUAUGAGUUCCCAAAGGCUUCGAUGACUAUGCUUCGCUGGAAGCCGUAGCUGCUGCGAGAGCCGUUAAGACUUGUGGACAUGUAAGCUUGUGGGCAGCUUAUCUGGUAAUUGUUUCCAUCCAUGUGGCAGGUUGGUCCGAGUAUAGGUAGCUUUGCGACUUGUGGAUUUUAGAUGUGAUUACGUUCAGUUACCCUCCUGGUACAUGGUCUCUAAUCCCAGCAUCUUGGUACAUCCUGCAAUAGAUGCAUUUCAGAGAUCUCCAACGAUGAAUGCU